Messenger RNA from Trichoderma reesei QM6a, 171 nucleotides. RefSeq names its product ribosomal protein S29, S14 family (gene rps29). The record is from RefSeq and is a predicted model, not a curated record. The coding region runs from base 1 to 171 and encodes 56 amino acids. Gene Ontology annotation, molecular function: structural constituent of ribosome; zinc ion binding. Gene Ontology annotation, cellular component: ribosome; cytosolic small ribosomal subunit. Lineage: Eukaryota; Fungi; Ascomycota; Sordariomycetes; Hypocreales; Hypocreaceae. The transcript is spliced from 3 exons. Gene Ontology annotation, biological process: translation.
AUGUCUCACGAAAGCGUCUGGAACUCGCGCCCGCGAAACUACGGCAAGGGCUCUCGCCAAUGCCGCGUCUGCAAGCACAAGGCUGGUCUGAUCCGCAAGUACGACCUCGACCUGUGCCGUCAAUGCUUCCGUGAGAAGGCCAAGGACAUUGGUUUCCACAAGUACCGAUAA